UGAUAGGAAGGAAGGGUUAUUCGGCAUCCUUGACCGGUGAUCAUAAUUGGCAUUGAAGCGGGCUAUUUUGAUUGGUAUUCAAACGAGAUCAACUUUGCUCCUGACCCUUUCUGUCCGUUCAACCACCUCUUCAUGCUAUUGAAUUGAAACCAUGAUGUCGAAGCAACUCUACCUCACCUUAUUCUCUUUGUUGGCUUUGGCAUAUGCAAGUAUGACGAAAGCAGCCUCUUUGGGUAAAAACGAAGAAACGAACAAUUUGCUCUUUGGCCGUGAUGAAACCAUUGCAAGAACUCCAAAUUGCGGCAAACCGUCUCCAUUCCGCUGCGAUCUUGCUUGUCCUGUUGAUCCCAGAUGCGAAUUAUUGGGGUAUAAUACUACAGGUGUGACUUGUGGCUGUCCCUGUAUGGAAUGCAACGGGAAGUAUUAUGGUCCCACCUACGAUUACAAGAAUUCAACUGCAUUGACACCGAAGGAGCGUGCCAAAUGCUUGGAUGUGACCCAUCCAUGUAAGACGCAUGACUGAAUGAUGAACGUGAGGCCAUUCUCAUACUCUCACUAGUCUUUGACGGUACCUGUAACAACCAUACAACCAUACUGAAUCACCUUUUUUGGUGUUCAGCACUCAUAGUAGCCUCUUCUCUAAAGAUAAAUCAAAUUUCAUUAGCUUUUGCAUUUGCCUCUGCUUUGCUGAGCAUCUUGCAAUGUGAGCAAACACCGGCUUAAACGGAUCAA
Molecule: messenger RNA, 732 nt
Organism: Meira miltonrushii
Lineage: Eukaryota; Fungi; Basidiomycota; Exobasidiomycetes; Exobasidiales; Brachybasidiaceae
Exons: 2
Coding region: 152-523 (123 amino acids)
Source: RefSeq, a predicted model, not a curated record